GAAGAAAACCUGCGCAGAGCGCUCCCUGUGUAGAUUCGCUGGAAGCAGCUGAAGCUCCAGUUCUCAUCUGCUCAGGUGUCCCUGGCGCCUUGGCGAACUCGGCCACUCCAGUUCCUCACCUGGUGAGCGCUCAGGGCAGCGGGCCGAUUUUCCUGGGUCCCAUACCUGGGUUUGAGGGGCGCGGCUCGCAGCGGCGGGUGCAGGGGCGACUGCCAGCCCUCACCCCGCCUCGGGGUGAGUUCGGAGGCCGACACCUGGAGGACCGCCUCCAGUCCCCGCGAGACGCCACGCCUGCGCGCCGGGGAUCGGGGAUAAGAAGUGCGCGCCGGGCUCCGGCUGCGCGCCGCGGGGCCACCAGUUUGCGCGCAGGGCGCAGGCCACCGUGCGGCCAUGGACACGCCGCGGGGCAUCGGCACCUUCGUGGUGUGGGACUACGUGGUGUUCGCGGGCAUGCUGGUCAUCUCGGCCGCCAUCGGCAUCUACUACGCCUUCGCUGGGGGCGGCCAGCAGACCUCCAAGGACUUCCUGAUGGGCGGCCGCAGAAUGACCGCCGUGCCGGUGGCGCUGUCCCUCACCGCUAGCUUCAUGUCAGCCGUCACCGUCCUGGGCACCCCCUCCGAGGUCUACCGUUUUGGGGCCAUUUUUAGCAUCUUUGCCUUCACCUACUUCUUUGUGGUGGUAAUCAGCGCGGAAGUCUUCCUCCCGGUGUUCUACAAAUUGGGAAUUACCAGCACCUACGAGUAUUUAGAACUUCGAUUUAACAAAUGUGUUCGUCUCUGUGGAACAGUCCUCUUCAUUGUUCAAACAAUUCUGUACACUGGAAUUGUUAUUUAUGCCCCUGCCCUGGCUUUGAAUCAAGUCACAGGAUUUGAUCUGUGGGGCGCGGUAGUGGCAACGGGGGUGGUCUGCACAUUCUACUGCACACUGGGUGGUCUUAAAGCAGUUGUCUGGACAGAUGUUUUUCAAGUUGGGAUCAUGGUGGCUGGAUUUGCAUCUGUGAUUAUACAGGCUGUGGUGAUGCAAGGUGGAAUCAGCACUAUUUUAAAUGAUGCCUAUGAUGGUGGAAGAUUAAAUUUCUGGAAUUUUAAUCCUAACCCUUUGCAAAGGCACACCUUCUGGACAAUUAUUAUAGGAGGGACCUUCACAUGGACCGGCAUCUACGGUGUCAACCAAUCCCAGGUGCAGAGAUACAUUUCUUGUAAAAGCAGAUUCCAGGCAAAAUUGUCUCUCUACAUCAAUCUUGUGGGACUCUGGGCAAUCCUCACGUGCUCAGUGUUUUGUGGGCUCGCCCUAUAUUCCAGGUACCGUGACUGUGAUCCUUGGACAGCCAAGAAAGUGUCUGCACCAGACCAGCUUAUGCCUUAUUUGGUACUGGACAUUCUGCAAGAUUAUCCAGGACUUCCUGGACUUUUUGUGGCCUGUGCUUACAGUGGGACGUUAAGCACAGUGUCCUCCAGUAUUAACGCCUUAGCGGCAGUAACUGUGGAAGAUCUAAUCAAACCUUACUUCAGAUCGCUCUCAGAAAGGUCUCUGUCUUGGAUUUCCCAGGGAAUGAGUGUGGUGUAUGGAGCCCUGUGUAUUGGAAUGGCUGCGCUGGCGUCACUUCUGGGAGCUUUGUUGCAGGCAGCACUCAGCGUAUUUGGUAUGGUUGGUGGACCACUUAUGGGCCUGUUCACUUUGGGCAUUUUGGUUCCCUUUGCCAACUCAAUUGGAGCACUUGUUGGUCUGAUGGCUGGAUUUGCCAUUUCUCUAUGGGUUGGAAUUGGAGCUCAAAUAUAUCCUCCACUUCCUGAGAGAACAUUGCCAUUGCAUCUUGAUAUCCAAGGCUGUAACAGCACCUACAAUGAGACAAAUUUGAUGACAACCACAGAAAUGCCAUUUACUACUACUGUUUUUCAAAUAUACAAUGUUCAAAGGACUCCACUGAUGGAUAACUGGUAUUCUUUAUCAUAUCUAUACUUCAGCACUGUUGGAACUUUGGUAACAUUAUUAGUGGGGAUACUUGUCAGUUUACCAACAGGAGGAAGAAAACAGAACUUAGACCCCAGAUAUAUACUAACCAAGGAGGACUUUUUAUCUAAUUUUGAUAUUUUUAAGAAAAAAAAGCAUGUUUUAAGCUAUAAAUCGCAUCCAGUGGAAGAUGGUGGAACUGAUAAUCCUGCCUUCAACCACAUUGAAUUGAACUUCUCAGAUCAGAGUGGCAAGAGCAAUGGGACUCAUUUGUGAAGCAGCUCUGAUACUAGAUGCCCUUAAAUGAUGUUUCAAUUUUAUAUGUUUUCCAGGAUAAUUGGAUCAGGUUUUCUUUGUGUGUGUGUGUUGUAUCAUGGGUGUUUGGGGGAAAAGUUUUUGUUAAAACAAAGUCUGGACUAUCUUCAUUUACUACAUCAUUAAUUGAUGUUACUCUGGAGUUUAGAAUUCUGGCAUUGACAUUUCCCUCUCUUUCCUUUAUUUCAGUGAAGUUAUAAUUGUGAAAAUUAUAACUACAUAGAUGCUGAAAGGCUAAUACACACAUGUGAACAUG
Nomascus leucogenys (northern white-cheeked gibbon) is the source of this 2521-nucleotide messenger RNA. RefSeq names its product solute carrier family 5 member 8 (gene SLC5A8). The record is from RefSeq and is a predicted model, not a curated record. Gene Ontology annotation, biological process: sodium ion transport; propanoate transmembrane transport. Gene Ontology annotation, cellular component: membrane. Lineage: Eukaryota; Metazoa; Chordata; Mammalia; Primates; Hylobatidae. Gene Ontology annotation, molecular function: organic acid:sodium symporter activity.